This is a messenger RNA of Drosophila innubila, 4019 nucleotides long. RefSeq names its product alpha-actinin, sarcomeric (gene Actn). The record is from RefSeq and is a predicted model, not a curated record. Gene Ontology annotation, molecular function: calcium ion binding; actin filament binding. NCBI's taxonomy places the organism in Eukaryota, Metazoa, Arthropoda, Insecta, Diptera, Drosophilidae. Gene Ontology annotation, cellular component: cortical actin cytoskeleton; plasma membrane; cell projection. The transcript is spliced from 10 exons. The coding region runs from base 178 to 2931 and encodes 917 amino acids. Gene Ontology annotation, biological process: actin cytoskeleton organization; muscle cell development.
UGUUGCUGCUGCUGCUGCCACUUCUGGGUCGACGCACACGUACGAUAUUCAGUUUUUGCUGGCGCGACAUCAGUUUUGAGUUGGCUAUCAACGCGAGCGGGUCUUUCUCUUUGCAAGCGACAAACCAGCGACAGCAACUGCACCACCAGCAACUGCACCUAACCAAACAGCCACAAAAUGAUGAUGGAGAACGGUAUCUCCAUGGAGUACGGAGAUGGCUACAUGGAGCAGGAGGAGGAAUGGGAGCGCGAGGGAUUGCUCGACCCGGCGUGGGAGAAGCAACAGAAGAAGACAUUUACCGCGUGGUGUAACAGUCAUUUGCGUAAAGCCGGUACCGGCAUCGACAACAUCGAGGAGGACUUCCGCAAUGGCCUCAAGUUGAUGCUGCUGUUGGAGGUGAUCUCUGGGGAGACGCUGCCCAAGCCCGAUCGCGGCAAGAUGCGUUUCCACAAAAUCGCCAACGUGAACAAGGCGCUGGACUUUAUUGCAUCGAAAGGUGUGCAUCUGGUGUCGAUUGGCGCCGAGGAGAUCGUCGAUGGCAAUCUCAAAAUGACGCUGGGCAUGAUCUGGACCAUCAUCUUGCGUUUCGCCAUCCAGGACAUCUCUGUCGAGGAGAUGACUGCCAAGGAGGGUCUGCUGUUGUGGUGCCAGCGCAAGACGGCGCCCUACAAGAACGUCAACGUACAGAACUUCCAUCUGUCCUUCAAGGACGGUCUGGCCUUCUGUGCGCUCAUCCAUCGUCAUCGCCCAGAUCUGAUCGACUAUGCCAAGCUAUCCAAAGACAAUCCGUUGGAGAAUCUAAACACUGCCUUCGAUGUUGCUGAGAAAUAUCUUGAUAUUCCAAGGAUGUUGGAUCCAGAUGAUUUAAUCAACACUCCAAAACCGGAUGAACGUGCCAUCAUGACGUACGUCUCCUGCUACUAUCACGCCUUCCAGGGAGCCCAACAGGUUGGAAAUGUGACGCAUGUACCCGAACCCACAAGACAAUACACCUACGUCCCGAAUAAUUACAAUGCGGAAACGGCGGCAAACCGUAUUUGCAAGGUGCUCAAGGUUAACCAGGAGAAUGAGCGUCUUAUGGAGGAGUACGAGCGUCUGGCCAGCGAUCUGCUGGAAUGGAUUCGUCGCACGAUGCCGUGGCUCAACUCCCGUCAGGCGGAUAACUCGUUGGCCGGAGUACAGAAGAAGCUCGAGGAGUACCGCACGUACCGUCGCAAGCACAAGCCACCACGUGUUGAGCAGAAAGCAAAACUCGAAACAAACUUUAACACGCUGCAGACGAAACUGCGUCUGUCCAACCGUCCAGCCUACUUGCCCACCGAGGGCAAGACAGUGUCUGACAUCUCAAAUUCAUGGAAGGGCCUGGAGCUCGCCGAGAAGGCGUUUGAGGAAUGGCUACUGGCUGAGACCAUGCGCCUGGAGCGUCUCGAACAUUUGGCCCAGAAGUUCAAGCAUAAGGCCGAUGCCCAUGAAGAUUGGACACGUGGCAAGGAGGAGAUGCUACAGUCCCAGGACUUCCGUCAAUGCAAGCUGAACGAGCUAAAGGCCCUCAAGAAGAAACACGAAGCCUUUGAGUCUGAUCUGGCUGCCCACCAAGAUCGCGUCGAACAAAUUGCCGCCAUUGCCCAGGAGCUGAACACUCUGGAGUACCACGACUGUGUGUCGGUGAAUGCGCGUUGCCAGCGCAUUUGCGACCAGUGGGAUCGCUUGGGUGCACUCACUCAGCGCCGUCGCACUGCAUUGGAUGAGGCGGAGCGCAUUCUGGAGAAGAUCGACAUCUUGCAUUUGGAGUUUGCGAAGCGUGCGGCGCCAUUCAAUAACUGGUUGGACGGCACACGCGAGGAUUUGGUGGAUAUGUUCAUAGUGCACACCAUGGAGGAGAUUCAGGGCCUGAUCCAGGCGCACGAUCAGUUCAAGGCGACACUCGGCGAGGCCGACAAAGAGUUCAAUCUGAUUGUGAACCUGGUCCGUGAGGUUGAGUCGAUUGUCAAGCAGCACCAGAUACCCGGUGGCCUGGAGAAUCCCUAUACCACUCUGACCGCCCACGACAUGACACGCAAGUGGACCGAUGUCCGCCAAUUGGUGCCACAGCGUGACCAGACGCUGGCCAACGAGCUGCGCAAGCAGCAGAACAACGAGAUGCUCCGUCGCCAGUUUGCCGAGAAGGCCAAUGUGGUCGGUCCUUGGAUCGAGCGUCAGAUGGAUGCCGUCACAGCGAUAGGCAUGGGAAUGCAGGGCUCGCUGGAGGAUCAGCUGCAUCGCCUCAAGGAGUACGAGCAGGCGGUGUACGCAUACAAGCCAAACAUUGAGGAGCUGGAGAAGAUCCACCAGGCCGUGCAGGAGUCGAUGAUCUUUGAGAACCGCUACACGAACUACACGAUGGAGACGCUGCGCGUCGGCUGGGAGCAACUGCUCACCUCGAUCAAUCGAAACAUCAACGAGGUGGAGAACCAGAUACUGACACGCGACUCCAAGGGCAUCAGUCAGGAGCAGCUGAACGAGUUCCGUUCCAGUUUCAAUCACUUUGACAAGAAUCGCACCGGCCGUCUGUCGCCCGAGGAGUUCAAAUCUUGCCUCGUCUCGCUGGGCUACUCGAUCGGCAAGGAUCGCCAGGGUGACAUGGACUUCCAGCGCAUUCUCGCUGUUGUCGAUCCCAACAACACCGGCUACGUCCACUUUGAUGCUUUCCUUGACUUCAUGACCCGCGAGAGCACCGACACCGACACUGCCGAACAAGUCAUUGAUUCAUUCAGAAUCCUGGCAGCCGACAAGCCAUAUAUAUUGCCCGAUGAGCUGCGCCGCGAAUUGCCUCCAGAUCAGGCCGAAUACUGCAUCCAGCGUAUGCCACCAUACAAAGGACCCAAUGGCGUACCCGGCGCCCUGGACUACAUGUCGUUCAGCACAGCUCUCUAUGGCGAGACCGAUUUGUAAACCCGAUAACCCCCCCCACCCCACCCACUCAAAGGUCUCCUAUGUGCCGUAUACAAGAGCGGCCCGUAGCCCAGCCAGAGAUCAUAUAAUAAUUGAUAAAUUUUAAUAAUAAUAAUAUUAAUAAACAUAGAUUUAUUAUUAUACUACACUCGUAAAGGUAACUUCAAAACAAAACAAAACAAAACAAAACAAAACAAAAAACAAAAAUGAACAUAUUAUAAUUUUUCGCAAAUUAUAUAUAUUGUAUAUCUCGAUGUAUGCUAUAAGGACGUACAUCUUCAAGCCGAUUGUAAAACAGGAAAACAACAAAUGCAUAUCGAAUAUCCAAAAACGUCUAUAAAACAUUAUUUUUUGAAAUUUAUGUUAAUAAAACAAACAAAAAACAAACAAAAUUCUAUGCAACUAAAAACAUAAACACAAGAUCGAUCCAUACAUAUUUAAUAUGAUCCAAGAAAAACGAGAGCAAGAGGCAAACAUACAACAUAGAUAAGAACUAGAGGCACAACCAAACAGAUCGAGAGAGAAAGAGAUAUUUAGAGAUGUAGAGGAGAUAGACGUAGACACACACACAUACACAGAACAGACGAGUGCAAACAAACUAAUAUCUUAGAGAUUUUAGAAAAGAAUCAACGUUCUAAUCACCUUGAAACAUAUUUAUCAAAUUUCCCCAGAGAUAAAAAGUGGCCAAAAGGGAGAGGGAGAGAGAGAGAGAGAGAGAGAGAAAGGGAGAAUAGGCAGAGCUGGAAUAAUACUUUUAAACAACAACAACAAUAAAGAAGAGAUUAAAGGAAUGAUAUAAAAACAGCCAAUAAACUAAACUAUUUAUAUAUGUAGCUAUUUAUUCAUCGAAAUGAAAAAAAGUAAAGAAAAACUACUCGUAUAUUAUUCAUACUUAUUUUAAUUUAUAGAAUUUCACAUUUCAGCACUCGAUACUAAAACAUUACAAACUUAACAUUAACAUUAACAAAUGAUUUAUCUCGAUACAUACCCACACUACACACACACAUGCAUACAUAUACGAGAAAGUGAAAUAAAACGAUUGUUUGGUGAUAUUGUGUUUUAAUAUACAUCGCCAAUUUCACUUGGAA